Daldinia loculata is the source of this 1718-nucleotide messenger RNA. RefSeq lists its product as uncharacterized. Gene Ontology annotation, cellular component: membrane; TRC complex. The coding region runs from base 279 to 1379 and encodes 366 amino acids. Gene Ontology annotation, molecular function: molecular adaptor activity; protein binding. Lineage: Eukaryota; Fungi; Ascomycota; Sordariomycetes; Xylariales; Hypoxylaceae. The record is from RefSeq and is a predicted model, not a curated record. Gene Ontology annotation, biological process: post-translational protein targeting to endoplasmic reticulum membrane. The transcript is spliced from 2 exons.
UUCGCAGUUCGCAGUUCGCAGUUCGCAGUUCGCAGGCAGCUAUCAGGCCGAAAUUUCGAGAACAGAAGCAAGUCGCAUCUAAUCAACAUUCCAGCCCGCCAACUUGACUCACCUAUAUACUACCUAACUCUUCACCUACGAUAUUAGGGAGUUAAUUUUCUUUCCUUUCUUUCGCUUGGCCAUACAUUAACUACCAGUGAAACCUCUCUUCUCAUUCGCUUGGGACUCAACCGACUGGCUGACCCCUCAGUUGAAUUCUUUAACAAACCAAACCAACCAUGGCGACAACAACAAAACAACGCCUGGCCCUCGCCAUCUGCGACUUCCUAUCUACCUCCCUAACCGACGGCACCCUCUCAGCCGAGGACAAAGACAGCAUCGACGUCGCCAUCAACUGCAUCGGCGAAUCCUUCAAAGUCGACCCCACCGACCCCGCCGCCGUCUCCGCCGCCACCGGCACCCAGAACCUUCUACAGAUCUACGGCGUCUACGAGAAGCUCAAGUCCACCACCACCGCCUCAGCCGCCAAACCCGCCUCAAAUACCGCCGGUACCUCCGAGAAGGCAAAGGAACCUACCGAUGACGAGAAGGCUCGCGCCGAGGACCUCAAGGCCCGCGGCAACCGCGCCAUGGCGUCCAAGGACUACCCCGCCGCCAUCGACCUGUACACCCAGGCCCUAGCCCUACACCCCCGCAACGCAAUCUACCUAUCCAACCGUGCCGCCGCCUACAGCGCCGCGCGCGACCACGCCAGCGCCCGCGCUGACGCCGAACAAGCCGUCAGCAUCGACCCCAAGUACACGAAAGCCUGGUCGCGACUCGGCCUAGCCCGGUUCGCUCUCGGCGACGCAAAGGGUUCCAUGGAAGCGUACCGACAAGGAAUCGAGCACGAAGGCAACGGCGGCAGCGAGGCCAUGAAGAAAGGUUUCGAGACGGCAAAGAGACGCGUCGACGAGCUGGAAGGCGAAACCGCAGACGCAGCACCGACAGCACGUGGUGGUGGUGGCGGCGGUGGUGGCCCCGACCUAGCCAGCCUAGCGAGCCUCUUCGGCGGCGGCGGCGGCGGUGGAAACCGCGACGGAGCUAGCGGUGGUGGUGGAGGUGGUCUCCCUGAUCUCAGCAGCAUCAUGAGCAACCCCAUGUUUGCGAGCAUGGCGCAGAACCUGAUGUCGAACCCGGACAUGAUGCAGAACCUAAUGAGCAACCCGCGUCUGCGCGAGAUGGCCGACCGUUUCUCCAGCGGCGGCGGUAUGCCUGACCUAGGUUCUCUGAUGAACGACCCUAACAUCGCCGACAUGGCGAGGAAUAUGAUGGGCGGCGGCGGCGGUGGUGCCGAUGAUGGGAGCAACCCCGGUGCCGGGCGCGGCGCAGGCCGAUGAUCGACUUUGCUUGGAGAUAGAUCCUGUCUCAUUCAUCUUCAGCGGAGUUGUAUAGGGGUUUCCAGGCAAGAUGAUGCGAAGAGCGUAGCGUAGCGCUGUGAGAGAGAAAAAAUCGGAACAAAGUUGGUUGGACGGGGGGAAUAUGAAACUAUAACCAGUCACGGUUCUUACAUUUGUCUGUUUUACCCUUUUGGUCUUUUGGUGAAUGAACGGAUGAGGGUGAUGGAUGGCCGGGUUUAAGCUACGUAGACCACGAGUAGACUUUGCUUAUAACAGAUGAGCACUCACGGUAAUAAUAGAAGGCGAAAAAUGGCAAUAUAAGGGUUUACUAUUUAUAAU